Messenger RNA from Acaulospora morrowiae, 3015 nucleotides. The record is from the annotation of a GenBank genome assembly. Lineage: Eukaryota; Fungi; Glomeromycota; Glomeromycetes; Diversisporales; Acaulosporaceae.
AUGUCAGACGUUAAUAGUCAACGCGCUACUAAUAAUUUUAAUUCGCAGCAUAAUGCCAUAGGAGCUUGGUUUCUUGGUCCCCAAGCCGAAAAUUUCGUUUAUUUGCAAAAAAUUUUUAAUAAUGUUGCGGAACACCAAAUGGAAGCAAGAAAAAAAUACUUUCCAGACGACUUGCCUUUCAUUAAUUCCGGAACACAAGCCUCCCCAGAGUUCCAAGAAAGCAUGAACAAACUUGAAGGAACACUCAGGUGUCUUAUGGGACAUCUGUCGGAUCAUUCGGUCCCCUUCUGGUCGCCUCGUUACAUGGGGCACAUGAACACGGAUACAUCUCUGCCUGCAAAUGUUGGUUAUCUAACGACAAUGUUUUUUAAUCAAAAUAACGUAAGUGCGGAAGGAGGCCCUUUGACAACUUUAAUCGAGAUUGAAGUUGGAAAACAGUUAUGCGAAAUGAUAGGAUACAACAUUGAUUCUGAAAAUAAGAAUGAACCUGUUGGAUGGGGUCAUAUAACUAGUGGUGGUUCGAAUUGCGUACUUCAAUCAUACUUACGAUGUUAUUUAAAUCAUAGGGCGGCUCGGAAUCUCAAAUUCUAUCCUCUGUCGCUUCGAAGAGCUUCAGAUCACACAGAGCCCCUAAACUUCAUCGCGGAUAGCUUUAAGGUUGAACUCUGCGAUGGAACGCAGAAGUUGUUAAAAGAUUGUUCCACUUGGGAGAUGCUUAACAUAAAAGCGCAAACGAUAUUGGAUUUCCCAGAGCGGCUAUCCAAGGAAUAUAACAUAUCUGAACAAUACUUGGAAUCCGUUAUGCACAAUUAUAUAAUUCAAACGGUAGGAAAAGAUGCCCUAAAAAAGCAUUUUGGGGUUACCAAACGAACUCUCUAUUUUGUGGGUGCCUCCAAACAUUAUUCAUGGCCUAAGGCAGCUGCCGUCACUGGCAUAGGGUCGGAAAAUCUAAGGAGCAUCCCAGUGAAUAACGCGGCUCGUAUGGAUUCUGAUGCCCUUGACAAGCUUCUUCAACAGUGUCUCGAAAAUCAGCAAGCUGUUUAUGCAGUUGUAACUAUUAUGGGAUCUACCGAGCAUGGAGCUGUUGACCCAUUAUCUCAGGUGGUGAAAUUGCGGGAGAAAUAUGAAAAGUUAGGACUCACAUUUGUCAUCCAUGCUGAUGCUGCAUGGGGUGGAUAUUUUGCGUCAAUGAUUUGUAAAACGCCCGAAGAUAGAGCCAUUCACUCUCCUGAUCCCAAUAUGGAUUAUGUUCCCACCUUAGCAUUACGGCCUUAUACCGAAAAUGAAUUAAAACAUUUGAAAUUUUGCGAUUCUAUCACUGUUGAUCCUCACAAGAGUGGAUACUGCCCGUAUCCAGCUGGUUCGUUGUUAUAUCGAGAUGGAAGAAUGAAACACAUGACAACCUGGAAAAGCCCCGUGGUUUUUCAGGAUUCUGAUUACGAAUGCAUUGGUAUAUAUGGUAUAGAGGGCAGUAAGCCAGGAUCAUCAUCCGUAGGUGUUUGGUUUUCCCAUGAAAUCAUUGGACUCCAUUCUAAUGGAUAUGGUGCAUUGUUAGGUGAAGCAACAUUUACCUGCACGAAGAUGUAUACUCACUGGGCCACCAUGUCGACCGAUGACACCUCAUUUAUCGUUGUACCAUUUAACCCACUCCCGGCUGAACUUGAAGGUCAAACUUCUGAGGAGAUUGAAGCACAAAAGGAAUUUAUACGCCAGAGAAUAGUUAAUCGGCCAAACAUAGAUCUUAUAAAAGACGAAGAUGCAUUAGAAUUGAUUAAAAAGCUUGGUUCCGAUCUAAUUAUUAAUACCUUUGCUUGUAAUUUUCGUAUCGAUGGCAAGGUCAACGAAGAUGUAAUUGAAGCAAAUACUUUCAACCGACGCAUUUACGAACGUUUUUCAAUCCGGAAAAUAACCGACAAAAUGAAUACGAAACCACUAGUUAUAACUUCUACGAUGUUGUCACAAAAAGCUUACGGAGAAUGCCUGACUAAUUUUAAGAGACGUCUCGGUCUCAAAGGAGAUCAAGAUUUGUAUAUACUUGUGAAUGUAGUAAUGUCACCAUUUCCUACAGUAGGAAAUUUCAUUGGGGAGUUGGCGAACGAAUUUAAAAAAGUCGCGGAAGAAGAGGUGAAGGUCUCCAUCAAGCAUAAUAAGUCGAGCCCGGAUCGCCAUGGCUUCAUAAUGCAAGGGACAGACAGUCUUUAUCUUGUUCAUCUACCCAUGUUUUAUAUGGAGAACCACAACCAUCAACUAAUUCUUCAGGCCGAGUUACCUCCAGAUGUUAUGGAAAAAUAUAUUGAAGUGAGGCAACAAGAUCCGAAACUGAUUAUGAUGCUCGGAAACAUAGAAGAGACGACUCUUAACGAUAUAAUAGUCAAGAAAGAAUUCAAAGCGGAGAUCUACAAAGGCCUACCAGAUGGCAGCGGCUCGUACUGGAUGACCGGUGUUCCGGUAAAAAAUGUCCGGGUCAUCAAAAAACGUGGACUCCGGCCAAACUAUCUUGAUACACACUAUCCGAAAGGCCACAUGCCAUUUUACCUUUAUGGUACGGAGAAGCAAUUACACAUCGAUCAUCUUUUAGUCAAGGCGCCGAACAUUCACAUUAGCGCCGAUCAAGUGAAGCUCGAACUUGAGUCAGGCACCUUGGAUAAAACUCGCAGUGAAAUUGGAGUGCUUGCACAUAUCACUUCUAUUAAUGAAAUCGUUAUGCAACCUUUUAAGAAUAACAGUAAGUUAGAAGAAGAAUUCAUCAUCAAACCUGGAGCGAAAUUUGAUAUUGAGCUUUAUGAUGAUCCAGUCAAAGAUCCAGAGGCAAAUGGACCUGGUUUGAACGAUGUCUCAAAGAUUGCACCAUUUGCAAAAGGCACGAUUACUCUGGGAUCUAAUGUGUGGUUAGAUACUGAUAUGUUGAACGAGGAUCAUUUAGAUCACCCAGUAUGCGCCGCAAAAUGGAGGGAACGUUUUGCAGAUUUGUUGAGCGAACAUGAACGAUAUUGGACUUGUCCCUUACACUCGUAA